CUCUCUCUUUUUUUUUUUUUUAAAAGGAGAUCUUUCUUUAAAAUCUUCAGGGGCAGAAUUGAGUCUGAGAAAUCUUCCCACAUUUGUCACUGAAAAGGGAAAUGAGAAUUAGGUGCAUCUCUGGAAAUCAAUUUGUGUUCUGCGAGAGUUUUUACAGGAUGGAAAGCAACCCAAAGUUGGCUCUCAAAGGGAUUUCCUUAUAAGUGCUGUACUUCUUCUCCAGGUGACUGAGGCUGAAUCACCAAGACACAAACGGAAAGCCUCUAAGGAGGAGGGGCAAGAAGCCAAAAGAUUUAUAUGUCCUCAUGAUGGAUGCAACCUCAGCCUCACUGGCCAAGCUGUAAGCUUCACCUGGAAAAAGCAAAAAGGAUGCUUCCAAAUCAAAGGGACACAAGAACGGUAAGCAGCAAGAUCAAAAAAAAAAAAAACUUGCUAAAAGAACUGAAGAGAAUCCAUUCUCAUUACAAAUUACAUAUAAUUUCUGAGGAUUACUACUUAUGUACACUUGGACAAUUCUGGGUUUAAAAUGGACUUUCUCAGUACAGCUAAUGUUGAAUUCUGCUUGGAUGUUUUUAAAGAACUGAGCAGGCACAAUGUUGAGGACAAUGUCUUCUUUUCCCCUAUGAGUUUGUUCUAUGCCCUGAGUAUGCUUUUGCUGGGUGCCCGAGGCAACAGUGCAGCACAAAUGGGACAGGUGUUACACUUUGGUUAUAUGAAAGGAUCAUCAAAUCCAGAGCUUGGGAAAUCUUCUAAGUGUGGCAUAACUGGAGGGAUACAUUCAGAGUUUCCAGCACUAUUCUCCCGGAUCAGCCAGUCGGAUAGUAAUUACACACUCAGUAUCGCCAACAAACUCUAUGGGACAAAGAACAUUGAAUUCCAUCCACAAUAUUUAAGUUGUUCAGAAAAGUUCUACCAAUCCAAGCUGCAGACUGUAGAUUUCCAGCAUGCUCCAGAGGAAACCAGGAAAACGAUUAAUGCCUGGGUUGAAAGUAAGACCAAUGGAAAAAUCAAGAACCUGUUUAUUAAAGGAACAAUUGACACUUCUUCUGUCAUGGUCCUGGUGAAUGCUAUCUACUUUAAAGGACAGUGGCAGAGUAAAUUUCAGGAAGAGGAGACGAUUAAAAUGCCCUUUAAACUAAGAAAGGGUCGGACUGUACCUGUGCAAAUGAUGCAUCAAAUUGGAACAUUUAAAGUGGCUCUCAUAAAAGAACCUCAGAUGCAAGUCCUUGAGCUUCCAUAUGCUAGUGGAGAUCUAAGCAUGAUUAUACUUCUUCCAAAACACACAGAACAGGUAGAACAGAUUGAGAAGCAACUCAACUUGAAGACAUUCAAAGAGUGGACCAAUUCUUUCAUGAUAGAGAAAGAAGUUGAGGUUCUACUUCCCCGAUUCAAACUUGGAAUUAAAUAUGAGCUAAAUUCUCUGUUAAAAACACUAGGGAUGACAGAUGUUUUUGACCAUUCAAAAGCUGACCUUUCUGGACUAUCUCCAAGUAGCAACUUAUAUUUAUCAAAAGUUGUCCAUGAAUCCUUUGUAGAUGUUAAUGAAGAGGGCACAGAGGCAUCUGCUGCAACUGGGGAUGUUAUUGUUGUAAAGAGGCUUCCUGUUCGCAUCAUGUUUGUGGCUGAUCACCCUUUUCUUUUCUUCAUAAAACACAUUAGUACCAACACAAUUCUCUUCUGUGGCAGGUUCUCCUCUCCAUAAACAGGGGGGUGGUGGUGGUGUUAGUCAGGGCUAGAUGUAUUGAAAAGCCAUAAAGGUAAUUAACAUGGUUCUACCACAUGGAGAGAAAAUCACAAGAUUAUAUAAAGCAGCAUUUGUAUAUCAACUUUUUUUUUCAUUCCCUUCUCUUGGUCUUUACAUGACAACCUCCAAUAGUGACAUUGUCAAAGUAAUAAAGACAAUUUAAAGAGUUAGUCUUUCUCAGUUGGACAUCUUGAUGAGAUAUUGCAUAAAUCAAAAUAACUAUAAACCACAUUCCUGCAGAGAACCACAAAAACUUAACUCUGUUCCAGAAAAAAAUCAUUAAGUACCUAACUAUGUUCCAGGUAUUGUUCUGGGUAUUGGGGAUACAAAGGUGAAAUUGCUUACAUUCUUCUUUCAAUGCAAGCUAGCAGGGAGUUUGAGUUUUGGAAAUCUCCUUUUGAUGUUGGCAUUCAUGUGUAAAGAUGACAUUAUUUUGGUUCAAAAAUGUCGUGCUGAUUAUUAAUAAAAGAAUGAACUAAGUCUUAACUCCUUUGAUAACGUUUAAUUCCUGGAAGAAUUAAAUAUA
Messenger RNA from Vombatus ursinus (common wombat), 2270 nucleotides. Its product is annotated as serpin B11-like. Gene Ontology annotation, biological process: negative regulation of endopeptidase activity. Gene Ontology annotation, molecular function: serine-type endopeptidase inhibitor activity. NCBI's taxonomy places the organism in Eukaryota, Metazoa, Chordata, Mammalia, Diprotodontia, Vombatidae. The transcript has 9 exons. The coding region runs from base 527 to 1702 and encodes 391 amino acids. The record is from RefSeq and is a predicted model, not a curated record.